Molecule: messenger RNA, 1653 nt
Organism: Ochlerotatus camptorhynchus
Lineage: Eukaryota; Metazoa; Arthropoda; Insecta; Diptera; Culicidae
Exons: 3
Coding region: 1-1653 (550 amino acids)
Source: RefSeq, a predicted model, not a curated record
AUGGAGGAAUCUUUCGACAGGAUUCAAGCUGAAAUCGAAGAAGCAGUCCCGAACGUAGAACUUUCUUUGGAGCUCAGACUGAUUACAAAGCUGCUGCAAGUGAAGGAAGGUCCAUCAAGUGCUGGCAGUGACUCUACAGGGGUAGAUCCUAAUAACGAGCUGAAGGAGGCAGUCCGUGUACUGCUCGAAACGCAACGAACCCUCCUUUCCAGCCAAGCGACAAGUACAACGAAUAUGGAAGGGUUGGCUGUGCAGCUUCGUCAGCAGCAUUUGGAGCCAAUCGACACGCAGUUGCCAUCGUACAAUUUGCCCGUGUUCAGAGGCGACAGGAAGCAGUGGGCUUCUUUUAAAGAUCUUUUCGUCAGCGGCGUCGACAAUAAAAACCUAACUAGUGCUCUAAAGCUACAAUUACUGAUGUACCAUCUGGAAGGAGUUCUGCGACCAACCGGCAAUAAGGCCUUUGAAUCUUGCAAGCUUACGAAAGUUCGUCAACUCUGUGCCCUGGGGCCAACUUGCGAAACGAGAGAUCCUUGGUUGAAUCACAUCGUACUGAAGAAGCUUGAUGAUGGUCUUCGGUCUCAGUGGGCACAGCAUAUUGUGGAUAAUGACGACUCAACGUUCGUCGAUCUUCUCAAGUUUCUUAAAAGGAAGUGUGAAGCGUUGGAGACCUGUGCAGCAUUCGGUGGAAAACCCUCGGAGUACGGCAGAAAGGAACCUCAUAGAGAUGACCGCAAGCAACUCACCGCAAAAAAGGAAAUCAAGGCAUUCAAUGCAGUUCAACAGCAGUCUUGUCCGGUUUGCGCGGAAAGCCACAGGAUUUAUGAGUGCACCGUCUUCAAGGAAUCUCCUGUCAACGAAAUGCGCGAACGAGUGCAGCAAGCGAAACUAUGUUUCAAUUGUCUGAGACCAAACCAUUGCGCCAAAUCCUGUCCGUCGAAGUCGGUAUGCCGCACACCACACUGUCAACAACGUCAUCAUACGAUGCUCUGCAAGGCAGACAAAAAUGAGCUAACAUCGACCCCGCCGUCAGAAAAGCAAGUUUCGUCUUCGCCUUCACCACAGCAGCCGCAAAGUUCUGCAGCAGCGGUGUCCUGCACGACUAACGUCAAAAACAGCUGUUCUUCGGUUGUCAUCGGCCUACUACUAACGGCAUUAGUACGAGUGAAGCGAAUUAAUGGUCAGUGCCAGGAAGUACGAGUGAUGAUUGAUAGCGGUUCACAAGCAUCACUUAUCACGGAGAAUUGCGUGACCAAUCUCGGAUUGCAGCGAAGCAACGCUAAUCUGAUUGUCACCGGAAUCGCAAGCUGCUCAUCGGAAACCACCAGAGGAGUUGUCGACCUGGAAAUUUCUUCUCGCUUUUGCUACAAUUCGGUGGUCAACGUCAAGGCAUAUGUGCUGUCCAAGUUCCCGCGGAUCGUACCAAACCAGCGAUUGGAUCCUGAACGGCUAAAAUGUUUGGAAACAUUGCAGCUAGCGGACCCACAUUUUGACAAGCCCGGCAGUAUCGAUAUUAUUCUUGGAGCUGAUGUUUUCUUGGCUAUUUUGGAAGAUGGCAAGGUAAAAGAUGGAUCGGGACUUCCAGUGGCGAUCAACUCAACUUUUGGAUGGAUUGUUGCCGGUCAAGUUUUCGACGCAGCGGCGCCGGUGGUGUAG